UAACUGCUGGUCAUCGGGCAGAAAGAGAGAGCGCUCAGGUUGGAGUAAAGCUAAUAAAGGUGUGGUUCAGAUUAGGGUGUAGACAGUCAGUUGGUUGGCGCUUGGUUGAUGGGGAACAAGGCAUUGAAAGAGAAAGUCUGUAUCGGGCUUCGAUCACCCUCCCGUUGACAUUUCUUACCAAACUUCGCUUGUAAGCACAACAUGUUGGCGCUAGAGUGAUGAGGUAACGAAGCAAAACAGAAUACUGUAAUUUCUAAAAGCUAGAAAGUUUUCUGGGGCCACAGAGAGGAUGUCUCAGCUGCUAAGACUUCUCUCGGCGGCUGUUUUGCCUCUCUGCCGGGCCAGAGGAGCCCGAGGUCGCACACUGGGUUCAGUUAGCUUCGCGGUUCGGGACUAUAGUUUUUUCAGUCAAAGUCAAGCUAAUUUCUCUUCUCGUCAAAGAACCUGGUUAGCUAAGCGACGCGUCUAUUCUACUGAGCCAAAAGAUGGAAAAGAAGGAACACCAGCAGGAGAUGGGGGAGGACGACCAGGUGGAGGAAAGAGAGGAGGUGGAGGGAAAGACUGGUGGAAUCGGAUGCAAAAGGGCGACUUCCCCUGGGAUGAGAAGGAUUUCCGCUACAUGAUGCUCACUGUUGCUGGAGUCAGCUCGGUGCUGCUCUACUUCUACUUCCGAGACACGGGCCGAGAGAUCAGCUGGAAGGACUUUGUGCACCGCUACCUGGGCAGAGGCCUGGUGGAGCGGUUGGAGGUGGUUAACAAACAGUUUGUCAGAGUCAUCCUGGUACCGGGAGCGGAUGCUGAGGGGAGUUAUGUGUGGUUCAACAUCGGCAGCGUUGAUACAUUUGAGAGGAAUCUUGAGGCUGCACACAUGGAACUAGCCCUGGAGCCGUCACACCGGACCGCGGUCAUCUACAGCUCUGAGAGUGACGGCUCCUUCUUGAUGAGCAUAAUUCCUACUCUGUUGCUGAUUGGCUUUCUGUUGUUCACACUCCGGCGUGGACCAAUGGGAGGAGGGAUUGGUGGGGGAAGGAGCCCCUUUAGCAUGAGUGACUCAACAGCCAAGAUGAUGAAGGACAACAUAGAUGUCAAGUUCAAGGAUGUGGCUGGCUGUGAGGAAGCUAAGCUGGAGAUCUUGGAGUUUGUGAACUUCCUGAAAAACCCACAGCAGUACCAGGACCUGGGAGCCAAGAUCCCCAAGGGUGCCGUUCUGUCUGGACCUCCUGGCACAGGAAAGACUCUGCUGGCCAAAGCCACAGCAGGAGAGGCCAACGUCCCCUUCAUCACAGUCAAUGGCUCCGAGUUCCUGGAGAUGUUUGUCGGGGUCGGUCCAGCAAGGGUGAGUGAGGGACAUGUUGCCAUGGCGAGGAAAAAUGCACCAUGCAUCCUCUUUAUAGAUGAGAUUGAUGCUGUGGGAAAGAGGGGAGGAAACUUUGGGGGACAGAGUGAACAGGAGAACACGUUAAACCAGCUGCUGGUUGAGAUGGACGGUUUUAACACAUCUACUAAUGUAGUGGUCCUUGCUGGAACCAAUAGGCCGGACAUCCUGGACCCUUUGAUGAGACCAGGACGCUUUGACAGACAGAUUUACAUCGGUCCUCCAGACAUCAAAGGCAGGGCUUCCAUCUUCAAAGUUCACCUGAGACCAAUCAAACUGGAUCCCAGUCUGGAUAAGGAUGCUCUAGCAAGGAAAAUGGCAGCUGCCACACCAGGAUUCACUGGUGCUGACAUUGCCAAUGUGUGCAAUGAAGCAGCAUUGAUAGCUGCCAGGCACCUGAGCCCCGCUGUCAACCCAAAGCACUUUGAGCAGGCAAUCGAUCGCGUCAUCGGAGGCCUGGAGAAGAAGACUCAGGUCCUGCAGCCGACAGAGAAGAAGACAGUAGCAUAUCAUGAAGCCGGCCACGCCAUCGUGGGCUGGUUUCUGCAGCAUGCCGACCCGCUGCUCAAAGUAUGGAGUGUCCAUCAUUCACGGGGGAAGGGUUUGGGUUAUGCUCAGUACCUGCCCAGAGAGCAGUACCUCUACACCAAAGAACAGCUGUUUGACAGAAUGUGCAUGAUGCUGGGAGGGCGUGUGGCCGAGCAGGUCUUCUUUGGACGAAUAACCACAGGAGCUCAGGAUGACUUGAAGAAGGUCACACAGUCGGCCUAUGCGCAGGUGGUGCAGUUUGGGAUGAGUGACAAGGUCGGGCAGGUGUCGUUUGACCUUCCCCGGCAAGGUGAGAUGGUACUGGAGAAGCCUUACAGUGAGGCGACAGCUGAACUCAUUGAUGAGGAGGUCAGAGGACUGGUGGACCGAGCGUAUGACCGCACCCUGCAGCUGAUCACCGACAAGAAGGACCUAGUGGACAAGGUAGGGAAGCGUUUGCUCGAGAAGGAGGUGCUAGACAAAGCAGACAUGGUGGAGCUGCUGGGUCCUCGGCCAUUCAAGGAGAAGUCAACCUACGAGGAGUUUGUAGAGGGGACAGGGAGCUUCGAGGAAGACACAAGCCUUCCAGAUGGCCUCAGGGACUGGAACCAGCAGAGAGGAGGGGAGUCGGAGGAGACAGAUCCAACCCAGGACAGGCAGCAGGCGGUGUAAGAUCUGAGGAAUCUGGAGAAACUCAUCCAGCUGGACAGAAAUACAUGAAGCUGCUGACUCUGAGUUUUGGUGCUUUAUCAGAGGGCUGUGCUGCAGCUAACAGUCAA
This is a messenger RNA of Poeciliopsis prolifica (blackstripe livebearer), 2682 nucleotides long. Its product is annotated as AFG3-like protein 1. Gene Ontology annotation, cellular component: membrane; m-AAA complex. Gene Ontology annotation, molecular function: metalloendopeptidase activity; ATP-dependent peptidase activity; ATP hydrolysis activity. Lineage: Eukaryota; Metazoa; Chordata; Actinopteri; Cyprinodontiformes; Poeciliidae. The record is from RefSeq and is a predicted model, not a curated record. Gene Ontology annotation, biological process: mitochondrial protein processing; protein-containing complex assembly.